CCUCUAUCUGUCUGCCCAAACUGAAAUUCUGAAGAGAUGGCAAGUGGGGAAGAAGUCAGCAACAAGCAGGUGGUUCUGCGAGACUAUGUCAGCGGCUAUCUCAAAGAAUCAGACAUGUGUAUGGCCACAGCCACCAUCACCCUCAAUGUCCCAGAGGGUAAUUCCAAGGCCGUUCUGGUGAAGAACCUCUAUUUGUCUUGUGAUCCCUACAUUCGUGGCCAAACCAAAAGCAUUCAGGGUGGCUAUGCUGAUGAAUAUUUCAAGCCUGGCUCUCCUAUAGUGGGAUAUGGAGUGGCAAAAGUUUUGGAUUCUGGGCAUCCAGACUUCAAGAAAGAUGACUUGGUUUGGGGAUUUACAGGAUGGGAAGAGUAUAGUCUCAUUACAGCAACUGAGUCUCUGUUUAAGAUUCAUCACACAGAUGUGCCCCUUUCAUACUACACUGGACUUCUCAGUAUGCCUGGGAUGACUGCCUAUACUGGUUUUUAUGAGGUUUGUGCUCCUAAGAAAGGAGAGUAUGUCUUCGUCUCAUCCGCAUUUGGAGCAGUGGGUCAGCUUGUUGGGCAGUUAGCCAAGUUGCUAGGUUGCUAUGUUGUUGGAAGUGCAGGGUCAAAAGAAAAGGUUGAUCUGUUGAAGACCAAGUUCGGGUUCGAUGAGGCUUUCAACUAUAAAGAAGAGAAGGAUUAUGACGCCUGUCUGAAAAGGUACUUCCCUGAAGGCAUUGAUAUCUACUUUGAUAGUGUGGGGGGAAAGAUGCUUGAUGCAGCGCUGCUCAACAUGAGGCUCCAUGGCCGCAUUGCAGCGUGUGGGAUGAUCUCACAGUACGAGUUUGACCAGCCUGAGGGUGUGCACAACCUGUUCAAUAUCAUCACAAAACGGGUUCGAGUGGAAGGGUUUAUGGUGUUUGAUUACUACCACCUCUACCCCAAGUUCCUGGACACGAUGAUACCUUACAUCAAAGAAGGGAAGAUUGUAUACGAGGAAGACAUAACUGAAGGCCUUGAGAGUCUCCCAUCAGCCUUGGUUCGCCUCUUCUCUGGCAAAAACGCUGGAAAAGCAGUGGUUGUAGUCGCCCGUGAAUGACUUAAUCACUUCAUCUACCUCUCGUACCAAGCAAUUUUCUGGCUUUCAUGGUGUAUUAUCUGACUGAUGAAAAAGCCUUGGAUCUUGUGAGACUCUGUACUAAUAAGGUGGGAUGACCACCACCCUUGUAGUGAUCAUGACCUUGCUUGUAUGAUUGUUUUGGUGAAGCGUAUGACCUUGUUUGGUUCGCCUCUGUUCCUCUGUCCAGCCGUUGUAAGUUGUAACCUUGCUUCCGUGGAAUAAAUCAUCUGAGCUCUUCAUAAAAGAGUGGAAUUCUUGGU
Molecule: messenger RNA, 1361 nt
Organism: Vitis riparia (riverbank grape)
Lineage: Eukaryota; Viridiplantae; Streptophyta; Magnoliopsida; Vitales; Vitaceae
Product: 2-alkenal reductase (NADP(+)-dependent)-like
Exons: 5
Coding region: 37-1080 (347 amino acids)
Molecular function (GO): 2-alkenal reductase [NAD(P)H] activity
Source: RefSeq, a predicted model, not a curated record